This is a messenger RNA of Aquila chrysaetos chrysaetos, 480 nucleotides long. It is a transcript of the gene GRIFIN, whose product is annotated as galectin-related inter-fiber protein. Bases 1 to 420 code for a protein of 139 amino acids. Gene Ontology annotation, molecular function: carbohydrate binding. Lineage: Eukaryota; Metazoa; Chordata; Aves; Accipitriformes; Accipitridae. The record is from RefSeq and is a predicted model, not a curated record. The transcript has 4 exons.
AUGGCAUUGCGGUUCGAGGCCCUGUACCCAGAGGGGAUGUGUCCCGGCUGGAGCGUCGUGGUCAAGGGCGAGACCAGUUCCAGUACGAGCAUGUUUGAAAUCAAUUUGCUCUGCGAUCCCGGAGACCAAAUCGCUCUCCACUUUAACCCUCGCUUCUCCAGCUCCAGAAUCGUCUGCAACUCUUUCCUCGCCAACCACUGGGGGAAGGAAGAGGUUAAUAACACCUUCCCCUUGGAAGCAAAGGAGCCAUUCCAGGUUGAAAUCUACUCUGACCAGGACUAUUUCCACAUUUUCAUCGAUGAAAACAAAAUCUUGCAGUACAAGCAUCGGCAGAAGCAGCUUUCAUCCAUCACCAAGCUGCAGAUUCUCAAUGACAUUGCCAUUUCUUCAGUGGAAAUCAUCAAACGAGGCCUUUACUAGAGACUGGAGCUGGGACAGUCUCGCAGACCAUUCCCCACUAAGCUCCUGAUCCAGCCAAGG